Molecule: messenger RNA, 5312 nt
Organism: Lactuca saligna
Lineage: Eukaryota; Viridiplantae; Streptophyta; Magnoliopsida; Asterales; Asteraceae
Source: the annotation of a GenBank genome assembly
CGAUGAAUUGCCUAAAAAGAUUCCGAAGCAAUCUAACAAAGGAUUUACAUAAGUCGUACCCAAAACCCAGGAACCAGUAAAAGAAACAAUAAAUUGAUUUUGAUUUUACCAAAACCUAAAUAUAGGAAUGUUUCCAUAAAAAAGAAGAGUGUAAAUUAAAAACAAAAAAAAGUCAAAAUUCCCAAAAUUCAACUGCUUUUUUCGUCUCUCAGAUCAAAAACAAGUGAAAUAGCUUGAUAAUAUCAUCAUCAUCGAAUCCAAGAACGUGUUUGAGUUUAAAUAGAAUUCAAUUUCCAAAAUUUUGUACAAAUAAAGAAAAAGAAACCCCAAAAAUUAAAUCUUUAAUAAGCAAAAACAAACAAUAUGAAAAGAUUAAUCAGAUCAGAAAACAAACCAAGAGGGACGACUCCAACUAUUCUUGUUGUUCUUUCCUUGUUCCUUUGGAAUUGUAAUAAUAUCAUUAUCACAUCCUCUUUUCUUGAUUUUAUUUUCGACCCUCUCUCAACAAUUCCUUCUUUCUCUUUCUCUCUCUCUACGUAUUUGCCUUUAAUAUUAUUAGCUUCAUAUUUUGUGAUUUCCCGAACGAAAUUCCCUUUUGGGUUUCUUUGUUUUGACGAUAGGUAUUUGAAAGUUGAAAUCUUUAUGUCGGUUUUCGUCUGGGAACCCUAGUUUUUUUUUGUGCGUGUAAAAAUCUAGGGUUUCGUUCAUACCUCGAUUUUUCGACCUCUUCAAUGGAGACUGGUUCGGAAGGAGAAAGCAAUCGCAACAUCAAUGGUCAAUCUGAUGGAUCCAAGAAACCUAAACGCCAGAUGAAGACGCCUUUCCAACUCGGAAUGCUUGAAAAAACCUAUGCGUUGGAGAUGUAUCCAUCCGAGGCCACAAGGGCAAAACUGUCCGAAACUUUAGGGCUAACCGACCGCCAGUUGCAAAUGUGGUUCUGCCACCGCCGGUUGAAAGACAAGAAAGAAGGGACUGUAAAACGGGCGGGAGGUGAUGGUGGUGAGUCUUUGAAACCUUCCAAACAAGAAUUGGUGGUGGUUAGUGGUGGUGGAGGUGGUGGUGGGAGUGACCAUGGUUCACGGUCUCGGUCACACCGUGAGUCAUGGUCACGGUCUCGGUCGGCAUCAGGGUCGGAAUCGGAAUCGGAAUCGGAUUCCAAUCGGUUUAAGGAACCAUUGGUUCAUAGCAGGGCUUAUGAGGUGACACAAAAGAAGAUGAUGUUGAGAAGAGUAAUUGAAUGCGUUGAGGUUCAAUUAGGUGAGCCAUUGAGGGAAGAUGGACCAAUUCUUGGAAUGGAGUUUGAAGAGCUUCCACCUGGAGCAUUUGGAACACCAAUAGUUGCAAAAAAGCAUCAUGGACAAACAAACAGACAUUCUUAUGAUGGAAAUUUAUUUGACCAAUCCGAUCCUCGGUCAAUCAAAACUGAGGUGGGUGGUGUUCGUGAGCCUGUGGGCCCUAAUAUUAAACAUGAACCAUAUGGAGGUGUUUCUCGGUUAUAUGAUUCACCAAUUGGUUACUCAAGUGACCAAAGAUUAGUUGUUCAAAAUGGACAAAUGCCACAUACUUCUUAUGUUUCUCAAGGACAAUUGAAGGGUGUUAGUUUGAUGACACAAAAAGGGGAAAUGACACAUUUAUCCUCACCUACAAAAGAUAAUGAUUUCAUUCAACCAAAUGAAGAAGUUAUGCAAAUGUGGAGGAAACGCAAGAGUGAGGAUGCUGUUGGUGGAAGGGAAGGUCAACAAUCUAAUGAAAAGAGGAUGCGAAAAGAGCUUGAGAAGCAAGAUUUGAUGAGGCGAAAGAGAGAAGAGCAAAUGAAGAAAGAAAUGGAGAAACAAGAUCGUGAGAGGCGAAAGGAAGAAGAGAGAAUGAUGCGUGAAAAACAAAGACAAGAGGAAAGAUUUCAACGUGAAGAAAAACGUGAAAUGGAAAGGAGAGAGAAGUUUUUACAAAAGGAAUCUUUGAAAGCAGAAAGAAGAAGACAAAAAGAAGAGCUUCGAAAAGAAAGAGAAGCAAUAAAACUCAAAGCUGCCAUUGAAAAGGCAGCAGCACGAAAAAUUGCUAAAGAAUCAAUGGAAUUAAUUGAAGAUGAAAGAUUGGAAUUGUUGGAAUUGGCUGCUUCUAGCAAAGGCUUGACUUCAAUAGUUUCACUUGAUUAUGAAACUUCACAAAAUCUUGAUUCUUUUCGAGAUCUCUUAUGUGUAUUCCCACCAAAGUCUGUUCAAGUGAGAUUAAAAAGGCCAUUUUCAAUACAUCCAUGGAUUGAUUCAGAAGAAAAUGUUGGAAAUCUUCUUAUGGUUUGGAGAUUUUGUAUGACAUUUACCGAUGUUCUUGGCCUUUGGCCUUUUACCCUUGAUGAAUUUGUUCAAGCUCUUCAUGAUUACGAUUCAAGAUUAUUAGGAGAGGUUCACAUUGCUCUGUUGAAGCUGAUCAUAAGAGAUAUUGAAGAUGUUGCAAGAACACCCUCAGGUGGGCCCGGAACAAAUCAAUACACGGUUGCCAAUCCUGAAGGUGGUCAUCCUCAAAUUGUUGAAGGGGCAUAUAUGUGGGGAUUUGACAUACGCAAUUGGCUUAAACAUCUAAACCCGCUGACGUGGCCUGAAGUACUUAGACAAUUUGCUUUGUCAGCAGGCUUUGGGCCCCACUUGAAAAAAGAUAAAGGAAAACGUUCAGGCUUGACUGAAAAUGAUGAGAGUAAAGGCAAUGAGGAUGUAAUUACAAUGCUAAGAAACGGUUCAGCUGCUGAAAAUGCAUUUACAUUAAUGCAAGAAAAAGGGGUUUCUCUUCAAAGAAAGUCAAGGCAUCGUUUGACUCCUGGAACAGUCAAAUUCGCCGCCUAUCAUGUUCUUUGUCUUGAGGGACCCACAGGCCUAAACGUAUUGGAACUCGCCGAAAAAAUUCAGAAAACUGGACUUCGUGAUCUUACAACAAGCAAGACACCAGAUGCUUCAAUCUCUGUUGCAUUAUCGCGGGACCCGAUUUUGUUUGAAAGAAUCGCGCCUUCAACGUAUUGUGUAAGGCCUGCAUUUAGGAAGGAUCCUGCAGAUGCUGAGGAAGUGAUUUCAUCUGCUAAAGAGAAGAUACAAAGUUAUGCAAAUGGAAUUUUGGCUGGGGUCAAUGCUGAAGAUGUUGAGAAAGAUGAAGAUUAUGAAUGUGAUGUUGCUGAGGGGACUGAAAUCGAUGAUUUUGGUACUUCAUCUGCUAUUGAAGAAGUUAAGACGGAAGAGGUUGAUGUAGAUAUAAAACAAGAAUAUGAAAAUACCGGUAUUGGUGCGAGUAGUAUCAAUCAAGGAAGUAGUGAAGUUGAUGAAAGAAUAUCAGGAGAAGCAUGGGUUCAAGGGCUUACUGAAGGAGAAUAUUCGGAUCUUUGUGUGGAGGAUCGACUCAGUGCUCUUGUUGCUUUAAUUGGUAUCGCAAAUGAAGGAAACAUUAUCCGUGUAGUUCUUGAGGAUCGCUUAGAUGCUGCAACUGCUGUGAGAAAGCAAAUGUGGACAGAAGCACAACUCGAUAAAAAACGCAUGAAAGAAGAAUUCAUAUCCAAAUUUCAAGAUUCUUCCUUAAUGGAAGGUGGUCAAAGCCCAUUGAUGCCCACCACUGACAAUAAAGUCAAUGAUGGGAUACUACAAACGGGUCAAGAUAGUUCCGUGGGUCAACCCACGGGUCAAAAUCAAAUUCAUAAUAACGGAUAUAACACAGCUGAAAGAUCAAGGUUGCAAUUGAAGGCUUUUAUUGGUCAUAAAGCAGAAGAAAUGUAUAUGUAUAGAUCUUUACCCUUAGGUCAAGAUAGAAGGCGAAACCGUUAUUGGCAAUUUGUUGCAUCUACUUCUAGUAAUGAUCCAGGGUCUGGAAGGGUAUUUGUGGAAUUACAAAAUGGUUGUUGGAGACUAAUCGAUUCAGAAGAGGCGUUUGAUGCUCUUUUGACAUCAUUAGACACACGUGGGACCCGCGAAUCCCAUUUACAUGUAAUGCUACAAAAAAUCGAGACAUCAUUCAAAGAAAACAUCAAAAGAAACAUCAAUUUCCCCAAAAACACAAACCGAAAUAUCUUGAUUUCCGAUUCAACCGAACAAUCACCUUCUUUCAACAUUGAGCUUGGAAGGAAUGAAUUUGAGAAAAAGAAUGCAAUGAAAAGGCCGUUUAGCACGUUUGGGGGUAAAUUGAGUUACCCUGAAGAAAUUCGGGAAAAUGUUGGUGAUUUUAAUGAUUUGUGUGAUUGGGAUGUUAAUGAUCCGUUGAGAAUCCGAUUGAUUAAGUCUUUAUUAACUUUCUUGGAGGCUUCGGUUCCUUUUGAGGCAUUGCAAUCUUCUUGGAUGGAUAACAAUAGGAAUGCAUGGGGUUCAAAGUUGCAUUGUUCUUUGUCACCUUUGGAUCUUCUUCAGAUUGUUACAUGGUUUGAAAGUGUGAUAAAGCGGGACCACCUGUCAUUAAACUUUGAGACAACAGAGGAGCUUCUUGGAACCUCCGGUGUACCGGAAAAGGCUGUUUCCGGCACCGGUUCAGUCCCGGUCCUUCCGUGGGUCCCACAAACAACAGCUGCUGUGACUCUAAGGCUUUUGGAGCUUGAUGCUUCAAUUUCCUACACCCCUGAACAAAAAGCUGAACUCCAUUUGGUAGAUGAAUCAAACGAUAUCUUAAUGGAGAAAGCACCAUUGAAGUUCACGUUCUUGAAGAACAUCGGGAAAACCGUAUCUGAUACGGACCAUGGGAAAUUAAUUAAACCGCCUCGUGGUGGCGUUGGUGGACGGAACCGUGGCGGAAAGUGGCGGCAACGGGCGGCAGGUGGAGGUUCGAUGUCGGCAUCUGGCAGUCGGCAAAACUUCAGAGACAGUGCCACAAUGAGUCAAGUCAUGAAGCAACAAGCACAUGGAAGAGGUCGGAGAACAAUCAGGCGAAAAAGAAUUGAAAAAACCAUUGAAGAAGAAGAAGAAGAAGAACCGAUGAGAAAUUUUGAAAAUGAAGAGUGGGUUAAUGAACCUGUUGAGAAAAUGGAAACGGAUGAUGCUGUGAAUUUUCAUAUCAGUGAAGAUGAAGAAGAUGAAGAUGAAAGUGAAGAUGAAGGAGAUGAGGAACAUCAGGUGGAGUUUGAAAUGAUGGGGAAUGAGGAAAGUUUAGGGUAUGGAGUUGCAAAUAAUGAAAGUAGAUGGGCUGAAGUGGAAAUGAGCGAAGAUGAAGGGUUUAAAGGUGUUGAAGAAGAAGAAGAAGAAGAAGAUGAUGAUGAUGGGAUUAUGAAUGAUGAUUAUGUAGAUGGGGAUGAUGGAAGGAAUUUUAAGGUUGAGGAUUCGGAUUCUUUUGGUUCGGGGGAUUUUAGUGAUUGA